Molecule: messenger RNA, 495 nt
Organism: Helianthus annuus (common sunflower)
Lineage: Eukaryota; Viridiplantae; Streptophyta; Magnoliopsida; Asterales; Asteraceae
Product: stellacyanin
Exons: 2
Coding region: 59-484 (141 amino acids)
Cellular component (GO): plasma membrane
Molecular function (GO): electron transfer activity
Source: RefSeq, a predicted model, not a curated record
AUGUAAAAACUGUCAUCUUCACUUCCUCUUCUCAUAACUGCACACACACACCCUUACAAUGGCAGCGGACGGAGGUCACUGGUUUUCAAUAUUAGCGACAAUUAUAGUACCACUGGCGACAGUUAUAAUACUCUUUACCCCAGCCUGCAGUGGAACGAUCACACACACAGUGGGUGACUCCAUUUGGUCGAUCCCACAAACCGAAGGCUUUUAUAACAAGUGGGCGUCUUCUCGGCUUUUUCGUCCAGGAGACAUUCUCUAUUUCGAAUUUGAUCGAGAUUUAUACCACGUGAUGCGGGUUCAGAAUUGGGAGUACCAGAUGUGCGAGACCAACAUUGUAAUUCCGUGGGAGGUUUACCGUGACGGGAAGGCGUGGGUUACUUUACCAGAGGAGGGUUAUUAUACUUACAUAUGCAAUGUGUUGGACUAUUGUUCCUUAGGGUUAAGAUUUGAGUUAAAGGUUAACAAGAGCGAUUCCCCUUGAGGAGGCUAGUU